AUGAUUGCCGCUUUGUUGGCACCGGUAGCCCAGGCCGAGGAUAUGGUGGAUAUGGAGGGUAUGGAGGGUAUGGUGGGUACGGUAGAGGAUAUGGAGGUUACGGAGGUGGAUAUGGUGGUUAUGGUGGUGGUUAUGGAGGAUAUGGUGGCUAUGGAUUUGGCCGUUAAUAGACUGGACAUAGACUACGGAUAUAUUACAAAAAUUAUAGAUAUGGUGGAUAUGGAGGGUAUGGGGGGUAUGGUGGGUACGGUAGAGGGUAUGGAGGUUACGGAGGUGGAUAUGGUGGUUAUGGGUAUGGGCGAUAUGUUUAUUUAA
Molecule: messenger RNA, 315 nt
Organism: Oppiella nova
Lineage: Eukaryota; Metazoa; Arthropoda; Arachnida; Sarcoptiformes; Oppiidae
Source: the annotation of a GenBank genome assembly